This is a messenger RNA of Cheilinus undulatus (humphead wrasse), 1743 nucleotides long. Its product is annotated as NXPE family member 3-like. The coding region runs from base 1 to 1743 and encodes 580 amino acids. The transcript has 6 exons. Lineage: Eukaryota; Metazoa; Chordata; Actinopteri; Labriformes; Labridae. The record is from RefSeq and is a predicted model, not a curated record.
AUGAAGGCACUGAAGAGUUUUGCCAUCUUCCUCUGUCUGGCUGGGAUGGUCUUUGUUCUUGUAAACAUGGAGCUGAUGGAGACAAUCUAUAAAGGAUACAAUUCCAUCUUUUCCAAGAAAGCAACUUCUGCUCCUUCCACUGUUCCUCCUUCUGCUCCUUCCACUGUUCCUCCUUCUGCUCCUUCCACUGUUCCUCCUUCUGCUCCUUCCUCUGUUCCUUCCUCUGCUACUCCAAAUCCCGGUGAUUUCUGCGCCUUCAAGCCACUACUGUCGUCUGCAGAUGCUGAGGAGGAACGCCUCUUAUUAGAGCUUGCCUGGCCUGAAACUCCAGUGCUGUCCUCUCCUCUUUUACUGAAUCAGACAAGCCAUGCUGGACACAGCUUCUUCCACAUUCUCCCAAGAAAGGGUGGAGGGGAGUGGCAUGUAGGAGAUCAGCUGGAAGUCAUGAUAAAAGUCUGUGACUUCCUAGGAAAUGCCAAGAAGUCUGGGGGAGAUUUCUUAGUUGCCUCAUUGCACAACAAAACGCUUGAAGCAGGCGUGGCUGGGCGAGUGGUGGAUCAUUCUAAUGGCUCCUACUCUGCUGUGUUCACUUUACUCUGGGAAGGAGGCGCACAGGUCCAGGUGGAGCUUGUUCAUUCAAGCGCUGCUAUCACAGUUCUGCGCAGGCUGAACAGAGAAAAUCCUGACAGGUUUAUCUUCAAGAGUGUCUUCCACUCAGGCUCGAUCUCUGAAACUACCAUCUGUAAUAUUUGUCUACGUCAAAACAAACAGCCACAGUGCAACUUCACCGACCCCCGCACAGGUGGCCCUUGGUUCUGCUACAAGCCAAAGAACCUGAGCUGUGACACCAGGAUUAAUCACUUCAAAACAGGAUGUAAGAGUGCCUUUAAGGACGACGAGAAGAUGCUCUUCCAAAGGAAUGCCAACCUGAAAGUUUUGAUUCCAGCAUCUGGACCUUCCAGUGUCAAUGUGUUGCCACAAAUGAAAGGGCAACCUGGGCUUCAUCAAGGCAGUUGGAAGUCUGGAACUUCGGGGUAUUACUACCAGGGUGUGUGGCAAUCACCAGAUGGCAUCAAAGUCCCACAAUUCAACAACGCAUCUGCCAUCAGUCAGUGUCUGAAAGGCAAGAUGGUCUACCUGUAUGGAGACUCCACCAUCAGGCAGUGGUUCGACUACUUAAGAAAAUCACUGCCAGAUGUCAAGGAGGUAAAUCUGAAAGGUGUGACUCAUGCAGGACCUUUUAUGAUGUGGGACCCUGACAAUCAAACAAUGAUAACAUUCCGCAUCCAUGGUCUUCCUUUUCACAUUCUCAUGUUGCCAACUAGCAAGGAGAGUUACAUCGCCACUGAACUAGAUGCGAUUGACGGUGGUUCUGACACUGUUGUAGUUUUUGGCAUCUGUGCCCACUUUGGUGCUUUCCCAACUGAACUUUACAUCAGACGGCUUCAGAACAUCCGCAUGGCGGUGAUCCGCCUGUUAAAUAGGGCUCCAGACACGCUGGUAGUCAUCAAGACUGGGACUCUGACAAGAUUGAGUCCUGUUCUCUUGACAGCCAACAUUAACUGGUUCGCAGCUCAGGCGAACAAGAUAAUCAGAGCCAUGUUUAAAGGAAUAAACAUCAAAGUGGUGGACGCCUGGGACAUGGUUCUAGCUCACUACCUGGAACACGACCUUCAUCCUAGUCGUCCCAUCAUUAAAAACAUGGUUGAUGUACUUUUAUCCUACACAUGCCCCCACAAGUGA